GAAGAGAGGAAGCAAGCUUCCUGUAACAAUCAGCUGCAGUUGAGCAAGACAUGAAGAAUGGGGGAUGUGUUAUUGCUUAACAUAUAACCACGUCAUUGGAGAAGGAAACAAUGUAAUGAAGCAGAAGGUUGGUGGGGGAGGGGGAAGAACUACCAAGAGGGAUUUUGAGAUGAAAGAGGCAGUCAUAGGACGGGGGAUCUGUGGCAGAAACCUGUGGGAUUCUCUCAAAGAAUACCUCCUUUCUGCGUGAUAUGCUCUGUCCUCUGCCUGUGUACUAUGCUCAAGGCUUUGUAGUGAUGAGCAAAAAAAAAAAAAAAUACUGAAGCCUACAUCUGGUAAUUGUUGCGUCUAUGCUUGAAAGGGGAACCUAAUCCAGAGAGGUGAUAGCAGGAAGAAAAAGUGCACUGACCUUUCAAGAACAAGAGCUAACACAAACACACAUAAUGGAAGAAGAGCAUGCUGUAGGGGAAGGGGGGAAGGCAGCAGACAAUUUCAUUUUGAAGAGAAAUGAAAGAAAGAGGGUCUAAUGCUGUAGAGCUAUAAGUUUUUUCAGUUUUGAGCAUCUGGCAGAUUCCUUUGUUUAUGUGAGUAAAAAUACAAUAAAAGAGAAAUGAAAAAUAAAGUUCCUUCCCCCUUGGCCCUAUUUGUUCCCCAUACCUGCAACUACAUCUGUAGUCCUGGGAUUAAGUACACUGCUACAUUUCAGAAAUCAGGUUCCUUGGGCAAACUGUAAGGUGACUCAAGCCUCCUUCCCAGGGAUUUGCCUAUGCUUAUCCCACACACUCUACCCCAUUGCUGACCUUGUUACAGAGGUAGAAUUGGGCUCUGGUGGCAACACAAUUUAAACAGGUAUACUGUUUUGCUGAGUCAAAACCUAGAGAAAUGCAUGUUAUUGUUGUGAGAAAGAACCCUAAGUCUUGUAAAUUUCUGUUCAUCAACUGUAUAGAGAAACAAUAAACCUGAAAUAAAAUAAGUGAAAAAGGAAGUUCAUAAAUUGUAAAAUUGAUAUUCUCCAUGCAGUCAUUAUCAGUUUACUUAUUGAUUUCCAUUUACUAACUUACUAAUAUUUGCCUGACAGUGUAGUAACAAGUACUAUACCUCAUUUAAUUUGACAUAGCUCACUUUAUAUUUCAGAUUCAAGCAAAGCCUGACUUAUAACUGAAGAUUUCAGUCUGAAUGCAAAAGGAAAAUAUCUUGGUGUUUUGCAUCUAACCUAAAGACUAAUAUGAAUUGGAAACUCGUGGGUACACUAGUGCCAACUUUGACUAUUAAGCUAAUAGGCAGUUCUCUGUUCUUUGUAUAUUUUUCACAGAUCUUCUCAGAAGUCCCCAAAAUCACCUCACCAGGAAAAACCAGCUGCCCCUUAAGGUGGACUCUGUAUGAAGGAAAGUGCUACUACUUUACUACGCUGCGAAAAACAUGGGAUGAAAGCCAAAAAGAAUGUGUCUCGUUAAAUUCUCAUCUUGCCGUUAUCAGCAGCAAAGCAGAACUGGCAUUCCUGAACAACAAAACACAAAAUGCAGAUUACUUCAUUGGCCUGAGACAGAGAAAUGGAGAGUGGAAGUGGAUUGACAAUACAAAAUUUGACCCUGGCAUAUUUAAUGUUCAAGAUAAAACAAACGACUGUGCUGCAAUUGGAUUAAAUUCCAGAGUCUCAAAAUCUUGCUCUGAAUUCAACCGCUUCAUUUGUGAGGAGAAGGUAUAAAAACUCUUUGGGCAAUGGAAAUUCACAGCAAGAUAGAAUCAGAAUUCUAUCCUCUGUUCAUAAACGCUGGCCCUGAUAAGAAAGUUAACCUACUGUAAUACAAUUAAACAAUUUAGAGUGAGCGUACAUUAGAGUACAUCCUUUCGAAUGUAUUUCAGGUUACAUGGAAUUCUACCAUUAGAUCUAAUUCCUCCUUGAAUGAAUAUAGUUUUUUUCCCCAUGCCAUCAUUCUGCUAAACAACUAAUUCCCACAACACUUUCAAAUUAUUUAGUAAGACUGUAUUAAUAUUAUCCUUCUCAUCUUUCCUAUUGCUUAUCUCCUUUUCUACUUAUGACUAUAACUUUGUUGCUUGUAUUUUUAUGAUUUAUAUUGUUUUAUUUAGUUUCCUAGUACAAUUUAUGUUGAUUCUAUCACUAAGUGUUGUAUCUUAUGAUUUAUGAUGAAUGUAUUUUUAUGAUGACUAUGAUCAUGAUUUAUCAUAACUUUUAUGUACAAUGAGUAUUAUGCACCGAAGACAAAUUCCUUGUGUGUCUAAUCACACUUGGCCAAUAAAGAAUUCUAUUCUAUAUCAACCUGUAUUAUAUUGCUGCUUUAAAAAUAAAUGUUUUCCAGAGGAA
Molecule: messenger RNA, 2323 nt
Organism: Pantherophis guttatus
Lineage: Eukaryota; Metazoa; Chordata; Lepidosauria; Squamata; Colubridae
Source: RefSeq, a predicted model, not a curated record